GAAAUAUUGGGAUUGUGUCCUCUCUUAACUUGGUGGUUUUACAAAUUUAAGCGGACGUUUUAUGUUGAAGCAACAAAUCAGAACUUGUGUCGUCACUUCCGCUCACGACAAUAGCUUGCAUCAUUUCUCGUGUCGGCAGCCGGUUGCAUAGUAGAGACGCCAUGGUGGAGCCAGUCCCUGAAUCCAUCAAUUUUCCCUCUGAGGAGGAGAAGAUUCAGCAGUUUUGGAAAGAAAGGGACUGUUUCCAGGAAUGCCUCAAACAGUCCAAGAACAGACCUAGGUACACCUUUUACGAUGGCCCUCCCUUCGCCACGGGUUUGCCCCACUACGGACACAUCCUAGCUGGCACCAUCAAGGACAUUGUUACUCGCUUUGCCCACCAGAGUGGCUUCCAUGUGGACCGGCGCUUUGGUUGGGACUGUCAUGGCCUGCCUGUGGAAUAUGAAAUUGAUAAAACUUUGGGGAUCAAAGGACCUGAAGAUGUGGCCAAGAUGGGCAUAGCUGAGUACAACAAACAGUGUCGAAGUAUCGUCAUGCGAUACUCCCAUGAAUGGGAGACCUCAGUGAGUAGAAUGGGCCGGUGGAUUGACUUCAAGAAUGACUACAAGACUCUUUACCCGUGGUUCAUGGAGACCGUCUGGUGGGUGUUCAAACAGCUGUAUGACAAGGGUUUUGUGUAUCAGGGGGUUAAAGUCAUGCCUUACUCCACUGCCUGCAACACUCCCCUCUCCAACUUUGAGGCCAAUCAGAACUACAAGGAUGUCCAGGAUCCCUCUGUGAUUGUCAAUUUCCCUUUGGUUGAGAGUGAGAACGUUUCUUUGAUUGCUUGGACAACCACACCUUGGACCCUGCCAAGUAACCUGGCCCUCUGUGUCAACCCAGAGUUAUUGUAUGUCCAGGUCAAAGACAAUGCCACAGAAAGGACCUACAUUAUGAUGGAAGCCAGACUGGGAGCUCUUUUUAAGUCUGAGAGCGAAUAUUCAGUUUUGGACAAAUUCCCUGGCGAGGUCCUAAAAGGAAAAAAAUACAAACCACUUUUUCACUACUUCAGUAAGUGUGCGGAGAAAGGAGCGUUCCAGGUGGUGACGGACAACUACGUCAAGGAGGAAGAGGGCACAGGAGUUGUCCACCAGGCCCCUUACUUUGGAGCUGAUGAUUACAGGGUGUGCACUGAAUACAACAUCAUCCAGAGGGACCAGGCUCCUAUCUGCCCAGUAGAUGCUUCAGGCUGCUUCACUUCAGAGGUCACUGACUUUGCAGGACAGUAUGUCAAAGAUGCUGACAAAAACAUCAUUAAGUUGCUGAAGGAAAAGGGGCGCCUGGUCAAUGCCAGCACUUCCAAACAUAGCUACCCUUUCUGCUGGAGGUCUGACACUCCCCUGAUCUACAAAGCUGUCCCCAGCUGGUUUGUGCGAGUGGAGCACAUGGUGGAGAAACUGCUGGAGUGCAACGGGAAAUGCUACUGGGUGCCGGAGUUUGUGCGUGAGAAGCGUUUUGGGAAUUGGCUCAGAGAUGCACGUGACUGGGCAAUUUCAAGAAACCGUUACUGGGGCACACCAAUCCCUCUCUGGGUCAGCGAUGACUUCGAGGAGGUGGUCUGUGUUGGAUCCAUGGCUGAACUGGAGGAGCUGACUGGAGUCAAAGUAACAGAUCUGCAUCGGGAAAGCAUCGACAGCCUGACAAUCCCGUCACGGUGCGGUAAAGGGGUCCUGCGGAGGGUUACAGAGGUGUUUGACUGCUGGUUUGAGAGCGGCAGCAUGCCGUACGCCCAGGUCCACUACCCAUUUGAGAACAAGAAGGAGUUUGAGGACACCUUCCCAGCAGACUUCAUCGCUGAGGGCAUUGACCAGACCAGAGGAUGGUUCUACACCCUGCUGGUCCUCUCCACGGCGCUGUUUGGGAAACCGCCCUUUAAGAAUGUCAUCGUUAACGGACUGGUGCUCGCUGGCGAUGGGCAGAAGAUGAGCAAGCGCAAGAAGAACUACCCAGAUCCAGGACUGAUUGUGCAGAGCUAUGGAGCCGAUGCCCUCAGGCUGUACCUCAUCAACUCACCUGUGGUGAGAGCGGAGAACCUGCGAUUCAAAGAGGAGGGUGUGCGAGACGUGUUGAAGGAUGUCUUCUUGCCGUGGUACAACGCCUAUCGCUUCCUGGUGCAGAACGUACAAAGAUUACAAAAGGAGGAGGAGUAUCAGUUCCUGUACAAUGAAAACACGGCGAAGCAGAGUGACAACAUUAUGGACAAGUGGAUCCAGUCCUUCACACAGUCUCUCAUCCAGUUCUUCAAGGCUGAGAUGGAUGCUUACCGCUUGUACACAGUGGUCCCUCGCCUGGUCAAGUUUGUGGACAUGCUCACCAACUGGUACGUCAGGACUAACAGACGCCGCUUAAAGGGCGAGAGUGGCACUGAGGACUGCCUGUGGGCGCUGGAAACACUCUUCGGUGUUCUGUUCUCCAUGUGCAGGUUGAUGGCUCCCUUCACACCCUUCAUCACAGAAAUGAUGUACCAAAAUCUGCGCCACCUCAUUGACCCUGUCUCUGUUGAAGAAAAGGACUCCAACAGCAUCCACUAUCUCAUGCUGCCACAAGUCAGGGAACAUUUGAUUGAAAAGCGUAUUGAAAGCGCCGUCUCUCAAAUGCAGUCUGUGAUUGAGCUGGGAAGAGUGAUUAGAGACAGGAAGACCCUUCCUAUCAAGUACCCACUGAAGGAGGUGGUAGUUAUCCACCAGGACCCAGAGGCUCUAAAAGACAUCCAGUCUUUGCAGAAAUACAUCCUUGAAGAGCUUAACGUGCGACAGUUGACACUUUCAGCAGACAAGGACAAGUACGGGAUCCGCCUGCGAGCAGAGCCGGACCACAUGGUGCUGGGCAAGAGAUUAAAGGGAGCGUUCAAAGCUGUGACUGCUUCCAUCAAGGAGCUCACCAGCGAACAGCUAGAGGCCUUCCAGAAAACAGGAUCCAUUGUGGUGGAUGGCCAUGAGCUUCAUGAGGAGGAUCUGCGGCUGAUGUACACUUUUGAUCAGACUUCUGGCUCUGCUGCACAGUAUGAGGCGCACUCUGAUGCUCAGGUCCUUGUGCUGUUGGACGUGACCCCAGACCAGUCCAUGGUGGACGAAGGCGUUGCCAGAGAGGUCAUCAACCGCAUUCAGAAACUACGGAAGAAGGCACAUUUGGUGCCAUCAGAUGAGAUAACUGUUUACUACCGCUGCCAGCCAGAGGGGGCGUACUUGGCAUCUGUGAUUGAGGCCCACAUUGACUUCAUUCUGGCUACGACCAAGGCUCCGCUUCUGCCCUUCCCUGUCCCAAAAACUGCCAGCGUCAUCAUUGAAGAAAAGACUCAGCUGAAGGGCUCAGACUUGGAGGUAACAAUAGUAAAAGGAUCUUUACUCCCCCAAGCGCCACUAAACGGGCCAGUUUGUGCGUACGUCAACCUUCGAGUAAAAGUCAACAACAAAGAACAAGAGGGCGUAGUGUUGCUGGAGAAUCCCAGAGGGGAUAACAGACUAGACUUGGACAAACUGAGAAAAGUGUGCAGCAGCAUCUUUGGAAUCAAUAACACCCAGCUCAGAUUCUUCUGUGAUCGAAAUGAACUGACCAGCAAAGCGGACCUCCAGGCCCACAGCGGUAAAACUUUGUUUGUGACUUCAGGCCCGUCCUUUCCCAGCGCUGUGCCCACUACCAACACCCUGCUGUGUCCUUAUGUAAACCUGUUACUGUGCAACACACAGCCGGCUGAGUGCCAGGCUGGAGAUGUUGGCACCCUCCUCCUGGUGAACCCAGUUGGCCAGAAUGAGCUCGACUACUCCGGCCUCCUCUCUGAGGCUGCCAGGGUUUUUGGCCUCCGCAGCAGGCGCCUCAAACUCUACCUGGACCAGGAUCUUACUAAUGAAUUGCCAGCUGAAUCUGUAACAUCUCUCAACACCAAAACUCUGUAUGUGAGAGUUUUUCCAACCACCGCCGAAGCAUAAAUCAACCCAAGCCGCCUAAAGAACAUUUGUCUUUGAAACCUCUUUAGCUGAGUUUUCUCACACCUCAAACCCCUCCAAUGAUGCAAAAGGAGUAAAUUACAGUGUAGAGUGGCAUCAGAUGUGUAGAUCCUUUUUUUUAAAUUAUUGUUCUCAAAAACCAAAUUCCAACUAGGCUUACCUGUCAAGUUGAGGCAACAUCAUCGGAAAGACUUCAAGCACAUGUUUUAAAAUCUGUUUAAACUGUGUUAAACAGUGUCCCAAUUGUACUGUAUGUUUUUAAAAAGCCAUGUUGGGUGAAGUUUGUGAGCGGUUCUUGUCCUUGACUGCAGGGCAUCUUAUUAGACUCAUGCAUUCAUUCGUCAGCUGCACCGAGUGACUCACAGACGCUGUAUCUGUUGGAGCAACAGUUUACACGCUUCACCUGAAGAUCAACCCACUACACGGACUGCAUGACGGUUCCUACAUACAAGGGGAAUAAUCCUACUGGAUCGAUCAUCUGGUGAAACCUCGGGAUUGUCUGUUUUAACUACAGACAGAAAACCGUUUGGAACAAAGUGGGAAACUGAAAUAAUUGUAAAAGGUUCAUUUAUGCUAUAUUAGAAUAUUUUUGUUUGAGUAACUUACUUGAGGAAAUUUUCCAAGAAAUGGUUUAACUUGAUUAACUGUCACUGUUACCAAUGGAUGAUUUCCUUUAUUAUGGUAAUGAUUCAGGUUACAUCGCUUCAUGGCUUAUUUGCAGUGUGCUUAGUCCACAGUAAUUAUAUUUUGGCACAUAAUUGCGAAACGAAUUUGGGCCAUUGUGAAUUUAACAGAUAAACCUAUUGUGCUUGUUACAGAGGGAGUUCUCAUACAAUGAAGGAGGCAUUUAAAAGGUUAAAUGGAUUUUGGGGGCUGCUGUACUUCAGGAACACAAAGGGGUCUGUCAUUUAAAAAAAAGAACGAAUGGUAAUGUAAUAUUUUAAUCGACAAGCAGAAUAAAUCAAAGGUGACUAAGAA
This is a messenger RNA of Girardinichthys multiradiatus, 4961 nucleotides long. It is a transcript of the gene iars1, whose product is annotated as isoleucyl-tRNA synthetase 1. The transcript is spliced from 34 exons. Gene Ontology annotation, molecular function: ATP binding; isoleucine-tRNA ligase activity; tRNA binding. Lineage: Eukaryota; Metazoa; Chordata; Actinopteri; Cyprinodontiformes; Goodeidae. The record is from RefSeq and is a predicted model, not a curated record. Bases 162 to 3965 code for a protein of 1267 amino acids. Gene Ontology annotation, biological process: isoleucyl-tRNA aminoacylation.